This is a messenger RNA of Labrus bergylta (ballan wrasse), 3646 nucleotides long. RefSeq names its product sorbin and SH3 domain containing 3 (gene sorbs3). NCBI's taxonomy places the organism in Eukaryota, Metazoa, Chordata, Actinopteri, Labriformes, Labridae. Gene Ontology annotation, molecular function: protein binding. The record is from RefSeq and is a predicted model, not a curated record.
GCUUCCAGAGACCGGAUGACUUUCCCCAGGGCAGAGGAAGAGAUUUCCAUGCUGAAAUCCCUUGAUUCUCGUAUCGGAUGUCCUCAGUUAGCCUGUGUGGAAACUAAAUGUAAAGCAAGGGUCAAAUGCUUCCUGGAGUACCCCGCAAUUUCCAUUCUUUUGAUGCUGGACAAGAGUUUGAGGACCAUAACAGAUCACAUGCAGUCUCAGCAACGCACGGAAGAGGUCAGAGAUCAAAAUGGCUCCCGGAUUAUCUUCUUCGAGGAGGCCAGAGGUUCCUCCGAUCAGCAGCAGAUCUUGACGGCUCCAGAGAUGACCCAUGAAGUGAUCAUCUCACCUGGACUCCCUACACCUCCUCUGAGCCCUUUUCGCUCUGCAGGGCUGCCAUACCCUGAGGUGAAGGUAACAGAUGUAAAUGGAAAUGGACCAACAAAUCUCAGCUUUGGAUCCUACUAUGGCCCCUCACAAUCUCCUGCAGGCGGACUCUCCAAUGGCGUGCCGAGCUCUUCCACUCUACCUCGCAGCUGGACUCCCAGCAGAGAGGAGAGGCUCAUCAAAUUCUCUGGAAUCGGACCUGUGGAUGAAACUGGGAUGCCCAUUGCCUCCAGAUCAAGUGUGAACAAACCCAAAGACUGGUACAAGAGCAUGUUCAGACAGAUUCACAAGAAGCCAGAGGAACUCGAGGAGGAGUCAGAGCAGUGGUCAGCUGAACGCCUCCAGCUAUCUGCCCACACAGAGGACAAUAAUGAAGCAGACAAGAAUCUCUUCAGACUAACACCCUAUGGAGCUCUGCCAGACUGGAGUGAAGAUGUAGAUAAGCUGUCAGACCCCGGAAAGCAGCACCCUCAGCCGAAGAGCAUAUUCGACUUUGAGCCUGGAAAGAGCAGUGCCUCAGUGAGCCACAGCCAGGCCUGUUCAUCCCAGAAGACACAGCCUGAGAAACCAAAGUCGUCUUCAAUUGAGGCCAGUCUGGUCUCUGAGCUGAGCAGAUUUGAGGCCGAGCUGGACUCUGAGAUCCAGGGCCUGGAGAGGCGACUUUCCCAGAAGAAGCAGCAUCGAGGCCGGGGUGAGGAGGCCACAGGCAGGGAUACAGUGACGGCUACAAAGACUGGAACUACAAACUACAGAAAUUCAUCAGCAUCAAAGCAGCCUGUCCAUCACUCUGUUGGCACAUCAUCAUCAACCUCCACUCCCACAUAUGUAGAUCGUCUUUCGCCUGCAAAUGAAACCAUGGAGCUCCCGCCUAAGAAAGAGGAGAAAAAGAUGAAAGCAGCACGUGCCAAGUUCAACUUCCAGGCUCAGUCACCAAAGGAGCUCAUGCUGCAGAAAGGGGACAUUGUUUACAUCCACAGGCAGGUAGAUGCAAACUGGUUUGAAGGAGAACAUCAUGGGCGAGCUGGGAUUUUCCCCACGACUUAUGUGGAGAUCCUGCCUCCGACAGAGAAGCCAACUCCAAUAAAGUCUCCCACUCUUCAGGUGUUGGACUACGGGGAAGCUGUAGCUCUGUUCAACUUCAACGCUGACUUACCUGUUGAACUGUCUUUUCGUAAAGGUGAAGUGAUCAAUAUAACCCGGCGAGUCGAUGAUCAGUGGUUAGAGGGAAGGAUCACAGGGACCAGCCGGAGUGGCAUUUUCCCAGCCAGUUAUGUGCAGGUCACCAAGAUGCCCCGCACCAAAUACUCCACAGAUGACUACUCCCCUGGCCCAUUGUCCCCCGUCUCCCCUGGACCCCAAAGUCCAGGACGUCCACUCCACUCACCCUGCCCGCGCUCACCACUGUCCCCCUUCACCCCUAACUCCCUCAGCCCCAGACCUGCUCACUCACCCCUGAAACCGUCCUCACCUGUACCUUACAAUAGCACAGCUUCACAUUCACGCUCCCCCACCCAAACACCCGUUUCCAAAGAAACAGCCAAUCGGUGGCCUCACAGCACCUCCAACACUGCCUCACCAACCAACCAGAACAGCCACUGGGCAGGGGUGAGCGCCCCAAAUCGAGCUGUUUCACCGUCCAAUCAGACAUCAGCAUCAGUUCACAGAGCAGGAUCGUCCACAGCGAACACUCCCAGAAACACUGACCCUGCUCAGGGUGCAAUACCAAACCAGUCUGCUCCACAUGUUAACUCCCUGCCACACACACAAGUGCCAAACAGCCCCAGUUCUGUGUCAACACGCAAUCCAUAUAAAGCUGUUUACAAUUACAAACCACAGAACUCAGACGAACUGGAGCUCAGAGAAGGAGACAUCGUACAAGUGAUGGAGAAAUGUGACGACGGCUGGUUUGUAGGUACGUCAGAAAGGACUCGAGCGUUUGGGACUUUUCCUGGGAAUUAUGUUGCACCAGUUUGACUUCCUCACUUCCUGCCUGUCCACGUCAACCUGGACUCAUGAGAGACCAACUUAAACUCACUCCAACAGAUCCUCCACUGUCACCCUGGCAUUUCCUCAUCACAUUUACCCACCACACUACAAGGACAUGGAGUGGUUUCUCCCCUCACCUCCCUGCAUGAGAGCAUGAAUGUGUAUGUGUGUGUGUGUGUGUGUGUGUGUGUGUUCCACUGAGACUUAUGGAUUUUUUGACACACCACAUUAGAGGCUGUAAUGAAUGCUGAUGAUACUGUUUCAGAUACAAAGAAUGGAUUGCUUUGUUCCACAACUGUUUGCAGAUGUUGGAAAUUUGCAUUCCUUUCUUGUGAACAGCACAGAUCCUUCUGAGGUCCUGAUACAGUGUGCUCCUUUAUUCAGCUUUUGCCAUCACAAAUCACUGCUAAGAGUUUGAAUUAGAAUGGCACAUUAUUUUCUGGCAUUUCAGUCGAUUAACAUUUCCUUCAAAUAUCUCCCUCAGAUUUUCUUUCAGAUCUGUGAAAGUACCCGAGACAAGUCUGAGGAAUCAACAUGAACAUCUCUAGAUGUGUGCUGAAAGUAAUUCACAAUAAGGGCUCGGACAUGUCGACAGAAGUUUACAGCCCUUUAUUAGACUAUGCAGAAAAGCAAAUGUAACUGAUGCAUGUAUACUGUUUUCUUGAGCUUUUUUGACGCAUUGACCCUCUUAAGCCAUGAUGUGGAAUGCCAAAGGUGAAAGUAAAGAAAAGACCCUGUCCUGCUGUAAUAUAAGAUGCUUUGAACUGAACUCUAUUUCAAACCUCUUUAAAUGUAACCUAGAUAAUGUCUCCACAGCCAACAAUUGAAUGAUGUUUUGAAGUUUUUGAAGUACUGCUGUAUGUGCCAAAACUAUCCUUUUGUGCAAUCUGAACCUUUUGAAAUCCUCUACUUAACAAAACCAGCUCACAUUAGUUCUGCAACAUUUGCUACUACUGCUUUUAUGAUGUUAUCUGUGCAUAAUGAAUUAACCUUUUACAGUAUUUCUAAAACCACUAAAUGUAUUUUUGAUCCGAUACAAUCGCUACAACGCUUUCAAAGUCUAAAUAGAAAAUCCUUCAUGAAGUCAUAAUGCAAUUUCUUAAGAUAUAUAUCCACAGUUUCACUGUAAAAAUAAAUCAUGUUUAGCAGACACAGGAGAUGAUUGUACAGACUGUAACCUAUGAUCAAAUUGAAAGUAUAAUAUAUAUUUGCUUAUAAAACAAUGUAUCUUAUGGAUGGUACGCAAUUUUUUAAAGGAAUUAAACACUACAGAGUGAUACUGACA